AUGCCGAGCUCGACAAGGCGCCGUCGAGUCGAUGACAGCGAGGAUGAGACAGAAGACGUUGCUCCACCUUCACAGCGACGAUCACAACACACCAAAUCCACGAAUCGCGCCACUCCCUCUUCAGCAGCCGGACCUAGCGGGGCUCGCAACAAUGCUGCGGCAUCGUCAUCACAAGCUGGUGCAUCCAACGGUGCUGACCUCGGGGCAGAGCUCAGACCGCAACCACUGGGUCGAGAGCAUGUGCCCAACGUAAGGAGUUUAAUGGCCGAACUCAAAUCGCAGGAUCAGAGCAUUCUCAAAUGUAUAGAGUUGCUCAACGAGACGGCAGAGCAGCUGGCAGAGGCAUUCCGCGCGCAAGAUGAAUGCAAUGAGCUGGAGCGCGCCGAUGCCGAUCUGCGCGAACUGAUCGAUGCGCAGGCAGAAAAGGCAAUCCGCAGAAAGGUCCUCGACGAGAUUGCGCAGGACUUGCAUACGGGUGUUGACAUGGAUGAUCCAGCAAAGCGCUACAAAGAAGACGUACAAACGCAGCUCGACACAUACAACAAGCAAACCUCUCGUCAAAAGUACGCCAAGAACACAGACUAUCACAACUUCAAAAACACGGUAUGGGUGACAAAGGAAGACGGACCCAUGCCGCUCGUCAAGGAUCUCAUCCCUGCAGAACCAGGCGACGACGAUGCCUCCGACGACGACGACGAUGUUCAGACCGGUGGCGUGGUGCAAAACUUCCGCUGUCCGCUCACCACGAAUAUCCUGGAAGAUCCUCUCUCAAACACCCUCUGCACGCACUCGUAUUCGCGCGCUGCCAUCACAGAAUACGUUGCAGCAGGCAAUAACCGCUGUCCAGCUUCCUCGUGCAUGGCCAACGUCAGCAUGCGAUCGCUCAAACAGGAUCCACUCCUGGUCAAGAAAGUGGCGGCCUUCAAGAGACGAGAAGAAGAGCGUCUCAUCGCUCGACGACAAACCUCCACCGUCUUGUAUUGA
Messenger RNA from Sporisorium graminicola, 984 nucleotides. RefSeq lists its product as uncharacterized. The coding region runs from base 1 to 984 and encodes 327 amino acids. The transcript is spliced from 3 exons. Gene Ontology annotation, biological process: protein sumoylation; double-strand break repair via homologous recombination. Gene Ontology annotation, cellular component: Smc5-Smc6 complex; nucleus. NCBI's taxonomy places the organism in Eukaryota, Fungi, Basidiomycota, Ustilaginomycetes, Ustilaginales, Ustilaginaceae. Gene Ontology annotation, molecular function: SUMO ligase activity; zinc ion binding. The record is from RefSeq and is a predicted model, not a curated record.